AAACGCUGCGCCAGCAGAAAAGCAGAGACGCGCACUGUGCUCGCCACCGCCGCUCACCAAUUUACAGCACUCGGUCCAAAGAUUUUUCCUGCUUGGAUGCAGCUCUGUCGCUCGCCUGACAGAUUUUUCGUAUCUUUAUAUCCUAUUUGCAUUCCUUAUUCAUCCGACGAAGCUAAAUUAUGAUUUGGGUAACUUUGUUGUGCAUCUGCGUCUUACCGUCGUUGCAAGCCGACAGUAGUAAACGUUAUGUGGUCGGCGGCUGUCCGAGUCUCUGCGAUAAGUCCAUGUGCCCGGCGAUGCCGAAAGACUGUAAGACGGGACAGGUGAUGGAUCACUGUAACUGCUGCAUGGUGUGCGCUUCUGGGGAGGGUGAAGCGUGCGGCGGAGUGGGUAAGCUGGGUGACCCGGUGUGUGGAGAGGGUUUGAAGUGCUCCGUUACCGGAGGAGUGGGGUACUCCGCCACCGUCAGGAGGAGAGGGAAAAACGGAGUCUGCGUGUGCAAGAGCAGCGACCCGGUGUGUGGCAGUGAUGGGGUCUCGUAUGAUAACAUCUGCGAGCUGAAGCGAGUCAGUAACCGGGCGCAGACUCUGCAGCAGCCGCCGGUACUUUUCAUACAGCGCGGAGCGUGUGGGACCGCUGUCCAUGAUAACCCCAACAGCCCGAGGUACAAGUACAAUUUCAUCGCUGAUGUAGUGGAGAAGAUCGCCCCCGCCGUGGUUCAUAUUGAACUGUAUCGCAAGAUGGUUUAUUCUAAGCGUGAGAUGGCAGUGGCAAGCGGGUCAGGAUUUGUGGUGUCUGACGACGGCCUCAUCGUGACCAACGCCCACGUGGUAGCCAAUAAAAACAGGGUGAAGGUGGAACUUAAAAACGGAGUCUCAUAUGAUGCAAAGAUUAAAGAUGUUGAUGAAAAGGCAGACAUCGCCCUCAUAAAGAUCGAUCCACCGAGUAAGCUUCCUGUACUUUUACUCGGGCGAUCGGCCGACCUCAGACCAGGAGAAUUUGUGGUUGCCAUCGGCAGCCCGUUUUCCCUUCAGAAUACAGUUACCACCGGGAUUGUGAGCACCACACAGAGAGGAGGGAGAGAGUUGGGACUGAGGAACUCUGAUAUGGAUUAUAUACAAACCGAUGCCAUCAUUAAUUUUGGUAAUUCAGGAGGACCGCUAGUCAAUCUGGAUGGUGAGGUGAUCGGAAUCAACACAUUAAAAGUCACAGCAGGAAUUUCUUUCGCUAUUCCGUCAGACAAGAUACGGCAGUUUCUUGCCGAGUCGCAUGACAGACAGGCCAGAGGCCGUGGAGCAAUAAAGAAAAGAUACAUUGGUGUUCGUAUGAUGACCCUCACUCCUGCACUGUCCAAAGAGCUGAAAGGUCGACUGCGGGAUUUUCCUGACAUCACGUCAGGAGCCUAUGUCAUCGAGGUCAUCUCUAGAACCCCAGCUGCAGCUGCUGGACUUAAAGAACAUGAUGUCAUUAUUUCCAUCAAUGGUGAGCAAAUCUCCUCGGCAACGGAUGUCAGCGCAGCCAUCAAAAAAGACACCACUUUACGUGUGGUUGUUCGACGAGGAAACGAGGACGUCAUUCUUACUAUCAUCCCUAUGGAGAUUGACCCUUGACCCUGACUAAGCCUGGUGCUCCUUACCAAUGAACUUACUUGGGCAUGUCUGCGGCCCCACUCCUUUUCUUGGACAUCUAUCCAUGUUCUUGAAAUGACUGGCCGGGUGAAAGCUCAGCCUGAAGAUUUUAUACUGUACAGAGCACAUUGAUGUAGAUCCAUGUUCACAUGUAUUAAUGUCAUUUUUAUCAUACUAAUUAUUUAGAGGAUACUACUACUGUUUACUGUUCAACAAACACUAUUAGAUAUUAUUCGAUUUUAAAGAUUUAUUUUUAAGUUCUCAACAAUGUAUUGGAAUGCACAGCAGUUUAGUUUUUUCAUAAUUUGAUUAGAAAUUGUAACAUUUUUUUGUAAAAAAUAAGCUGUUUUUUUAUGUUUGCUAUUGAAAUUAUUAAAAACAUUUUGAUAUUUUGCUUUUUUAAAGAGCAUAACUGUUUUUUAAUAAAAGUUUCACAUUACACUGAAGCCUACUGUCACACAUUCAAACCAAACAGAGACCAAAAUGAAACAUUUGGACACACUGACACAUAUGUCUUCUAGACCAGAUGUUAUGAGUAAUAUCAUUUUUUGGUGCUGUUUGUGACAUGCAAUAUAUAAAGCACAGCAGCAAUAGGAUACAGUACACAUAUAAAAAGACAAAAGAGUGUUGUAACUUUUUUACCAAUACCAAUAAAUCCAACAAAGUAAUAGUACAGGUAAACAAAAUGUGAGUUCUGUAUUUUUGUGUUGACUUGCUGUCUGGCCAUGCAGCAAAAUCAGCUGAAGUCAUGAACUCUCUGUGUACAGUGUUUGAUAAAUGUGAGACACAAAUCAGCUGACAGCUAAAGAUGCCAAGAAAGAGGCAUGAGUCAGACCUGUUGUAAAUAAACCCAGAACUUUCAGAAAUGAGAAAUUUCCCAGUGCCACAUAUGCAACUUAUUGAAAGGUUUAAAAAGCUGAAUUUUGUUUUUAUAACAAUCAUUCUUG
This is a messenger RNA of Misgurnus anguillicaudatus (oriental weatherfish), 2575 nucleotides long. Lineage: Eukaryota; Metazoa; Chordata; Actinopteri; Cypriniformes; Cobitidae. The record is from RefSeq and is a predicted model, not a curated record.